Heteronotia binoei (common prickly gecko) is the source of this 1526-nucleotide messenger RNA. It is a transcript of the gene TEKT1, whose product is annotated as tektin 1. Gene Ontology annotation, biological process: cilium movement involved in cell motility; cilium assembly. NCBI's taxonomy places the organism in Eukaryota, Metazoa, Chordata, Lepidosauria, Squamata, Gekkonidae. The transcript has 8 exons. The coding region runs from base 173 to 1381 and encodes 402 amino acids. Gene Ontology annotation, cellular component: nucleus; microtubule cytoskeleton. The record is from RefSeq and is a predicted model, not a curated record.
AUUAAGUGUGGCGCGGCGGGACAGAGCCUGGCUCGAGGCGACUGACGAGAGCCCUGAUUGGCUGUAGUGGGUUGCUGCAGCUCCGCGAUUGGCUGAUGCCGGAGGUUGGCUUCACUGCAUCUCCAGGUCCUUCCACUCCCGGCUCACCUCCCAGGUUCUUUGAGAAAAAGCGAUGGCCAAGCUCCUGCAAGUGCCCCCCAAGUUCCUCCCCCCAGAAUGGCACAUCGCCAACAAGACUCAGUACUCCAGUGCCGAGGCCCAGCAAUCUCGCUCGGAGCGCCUUGUGGACGAGAGCCAGCGGCUGGUGGACGAAAUUGAAAGGACGACACAGAAGACCCAAAGUGAUGUGAACAAAAAGAUAGAGCAGAGACUUGAGGAGAUCAAAUUCUGGAAGCAGCAGCUGGAUGACAAACUUGACCAGAUUGCGAAGGAGACAGAGGUGCUUUUGACAUUUAGGACUCGGCUGGAGAAGGCCUUGGAGAGCUGCAGAGAGCCACUCUUCAUCGUACAGGAGUGUCUCCUAAACCGGGAACGGCGGGUUGGGAUCGACCUGGUCCACGAUGAAGUAGAACGGGAGCUAAUCAAGGAAGCUGAGGUCCUCCAAGGUGUGAUUGCUCUGCUUGAACGCACCCUGGAACAAACCAACGAGCAGCUUCGGCUAAAUCGCUCUGCCAAAUACAAUCUGGAAAUGGAUCUGAAGGACAAGUUCACUGCGUUGACCAUUGACAACUACUGCUCCAACCUGAACAACAACACACCAGAGAUUCGAUAUGCCCAGAAUGUUGUUACAGUGGAUGACAGCUCAGUGAGCCCCCAGGAAUGGGUGGAAUUCUCGAAUGUGAAUGUCGAAAAGGCCGACAAACAGCGGAACAAUUCCUUGGCGCUCCGUGCCUUGAUCGACAGUAUCUUGUCCCAGACGGCGAGCGACAUGCGCAAACAGAACAAGACGGUGAACGUCGCUUUCCAGAACAGGGUGAGAGAGACGAAAGAUGCGAAGGCCAAGCUGGAGAUGCACCUGGCAAAGGUGAUGGAGGAGAUUAACUCCCAAGAGAAGAAUAUGAUUGCCCUGAAGAAAGCCAUCAUGGACAAGGAAGGGCCAGCCAAGGUGGCAGCGACGCGUCUGGAGACCCGGACUCACCGGCCCAACGUGGAGCUGUGCCGAGACAUGGUGCAGUAUCGGCUCAUCAGGGAGGUGCAAGAAAUCAACCACAACAUUCAGAGGCUGACGGAUACCCUGGCUCAGGCGGAAGCAGAGCUGAAAGGGCUGAGCCGACGGCAGCUUUCCCUGGAGGAGGAGAUCGAGGUCAAAGCCAACACCCUCUAUAUCGACGAAGUGCUUUGCAUGCAGAUGAGGGAGUCCAUCUCCAUCAACAACUUCUGAUGCCACGAGGCUGGCUGGGCUUCAGCCCUGCACAGAACGGGUCAGAUCGACUGCGCCAAACUGCCCAAGUCUUUCGUCUUUAUUUUGAUCAAAUGUCCUCCACUGUAUGCUUUGUAGAAAAAAAAAUAAAGCGGGAGACAUCAAU